UGUGUGAUCCCCACAUCUCUUCCGGAGGGUGACGAGCCAGACGGUAACCCCUGCAAGCGCCAUGGCUGAGGUGCUGGGACAGAGGAGCUUGUUGGGAUUUGGUGUGGUACUGGCAUGGCUGGUGCUGUUCCACCUGCUUGUCAACAUCUGGCUGCUGUGUGUGUUCACCAGCCUGCUGGUGGUGCUCGGCGGCUGGCUCGGCUCACAGGCUGUCCUGGAGUCCAACAGUGUGGUUCACCUGGAGAGGUUUAUCACACUGGAGGAGGUUCCACCCACUGUGGAGGAUGAGGAUGACUUGGACCAAGAGAUCCACAACACAGUGAGGAAAAUCAUCCGGGACUUUGUCUCCUCCUGGUACUCAACGGUGUCCUCUGAGAGUGCGUUUGAAAUGGAAGUUCAAGAGGCCAUGAUCUUUAUGGCCAUGGAGCUUAAAAUGCGUGCAAGACGGCUGGACAGAAAGGAGCUGACCCAGAGGAUCCUGAACCUGUUUGGCUGCCACCUGCAGGACUACCUGAGAGCCAAGGAGCUGGUGACCGAGCAACAGAUGCCUCAGAAGUGGAGCGGUGAGAGUGAGCAGUUGUGGAAGGCGUAUUCCAGGACUACCACACCUCAUCCUGCCAUGACCAGCGAGGCAGAGGAAGUCAACUACACCAGAGCACUGGUGGAUAUGCUGCUGCAUGUUUUGGUGCCGUCGCCCCAUUUAGAGACCCGCACCGGACGCUUCGUUGUCGGGGAGCUCAUCACAUGUAACGUCAUGCUCCCUCUCAUUGACAAGCUGUCCGACCCUGACUGGUUAAACCUUCUCAUGAUCGAAAUAUUCGGCAGGUCCAGCAAACUACAGGAGACGAUCACAGCAGAGCCACCGACUUCAGCACCGCCUCUGCCACCUCCGCCUGCUGAAACAGAUCUCCCUCCACAACAACAGACUUCCUGUGUGAGUCAAAAGAAUACUGAAGUCCUCUCACCGAAAGUGGAGACCGAAACAUUUAACGAUGCAGAGACGGUCAUACCAGAAUUUGCUGCCUAUGACGUGAUUGACUCAGAAGAGGUGGACUGUCCACAGAACAUCGAAGAGGAAGAACCUGCUCAACCCUUUCUAAGGCAUUACAUGAGAGGAAGCAAGUCAAACCCAUUUUACCAGGAAAAUGACUCUGACCUGGAUUCUCCAUCGGCUGAUUAUAAACAGAGUUCCACUGAUUCCCUCGUCAUGAUAGGCCAAGAGGAGAGCCUGUAUGACAGACAGAAGGAAUGUGCCUCAUCUGUUGAAAACAAGAGCGGCAUUGACUUGGAGGACAUUUGCAGUAGUCCAGUGGAUGGCUCUUGCCCUAAAGUCCUGGUGAAUUCAGAACCAGCAGAGCAUCUGAAUGGCUGCAGCUCUUCAGUGGAAGGGACAGCAGAGGGGACUCCUGGUAUCAGCAGCCUUCAAAACAUGGAGAGGGAGGGUAGUUCCUCUUCAGCAAACCCAGCCAAAGACCUUCCUCUGGGUGUGGAACCGACUGGGCUCGGGAACCCCAAUGAGCUGACUAUUGUCAGUCCAUCGCAGAGCACUUCCCCCAUGGCAGCAUUCAGUUUUGAGCCUCUCAGCAGCCCUGAUGGACCGGUCAUCAUCCAGAACCUUCGCAUCACUGGCACCAUCACAGCUAAGGAACACCGUGGCACCGGCUCGCACCCCUACACUCUUUACACCAUCAAAUAUGAGACAGCGAUGUGUUGCGAGACCCCAGGGAGCAUCCAGUCGGACUGUGAGAAUCCAUUACCCAUUCAGCCAGUGGCCUAUCACAUGGUCAACAGACGAUACAGCGAGUUUCUUAACCUGCAAACGCGUCUGGAAGAGAAAGCAGAACUACGGAAACUCAUCAAAGGUGUGAAAGGUCCAAAGAAAAUAUUUCCAGACAUGCCAUUUGGAAACAUGGACAGUGACAAGAUAGAGGCCAGGAAAGGAUUGCUGGAGACCUUUCUAAAGCAACUGUGUGCCAUCCCUGAAAUAGCCAACAGUGAAGAGAUGCAGGAGUUUCUGGCUCUCAAUACAGAUGCCAGGAUUGCCUUCGUCAAGAAACCUUUUAUUGUGUCACGCAUUGACAAGAUUGUGGUGAAUGCCAUCGUGGACACCUUGAAGACAGCAUUUCCUCGUUCAGAACCUCAGAGCCCAACAGAGGAUAAUGAAGGAGAAGUGGAUGGAUUGAAAUUAAGAACUGACAAGAAGAACAAAUCGCGGCUGAAGUUCUCCAGUAAAAACAUCCCCUUUGUGAACGGCUCAGACAUAAGACCACCGGUUUUGUUCAGCUGGGAACAAACUAGCACAGUGUUUAACGGGAUGUCUAUGGGAGAUCUGAAAACCUUUAUCACCGAACAAGAGAAACUAGCCUUCAGACUUGAGCCAGAGAGAGGGGACAGUCCAGUGGUAGGAAUAUUCGGAGGUGAACUGGAUGACAGCUUGAGAGGAAAGCAGAGUCAGGAACAUGCGGUCGCAGCAGCGGAGACGGCGCUGGCUGAGGUGGCUCUGAACAUCCUGUGUCUGCUGAUGAGGGAGCAGUGGAGCUGGCUGUGCACCGAAAACGUUCAGAGGACCGUCCGGCUGCUGUUCGGGACCCUUAUUAACAGAUGGCUGGAUGUGAGUGUAGCCAACCUGACAUGUAUCAGGUACUGGGUGGUGUACCUGCAGGUCAUCCAAGAGGCCGUGUGGCCAGGUGGAGCUCUGCCUACUGCCCCUCAACUUGAACGCAGCCAGCAGCAGAAGGACGACACCAAGCAACAAGCCUUACAUUGUCUGAUGAGACUUCUGCCAGAACUGAUCUCAGAUAUGCUGGGCUCAGACAAGUACAAACUCAGCUGGCAGACUGCGCUAGACUCUCUUCAAGACCCCUACAUUAACAGACACCUGGUCUACUGCAUAUUUGACCUUUUGCUGGAGUUCCUGGUUCCUGAAAUACCUGAGCAGGACUUCCAGAGGAGCCUGCUGCAGAGCCUGUCCAAGAACCCAGAGAAGAUGCUGGCAUGAGGAAACACCUUGAACCCAGCUUUAAUUCUCCACCAUCCUGACUCGGUCAUUCAGCGCUGAAGAAUCGCUGCAAAUCAGUGCAACAGCGAGGCUGCUCCUGUUCUACUAAUGUUCUGCCAUCAGAGCGCAUGUGAAUGUUACUGGUGAGGCUGAAUAUUCUCUGUCCUGAGGUCACUCGGGCCUGUCUCUAAUUAGGUGAUGAUGUAUUGAUAUAUGAGGCUCUUGAACGUGGUGUUCUGCACACACACACACACACACACACACACACACACACACACACACACACACACACACACACACACACACACACACACACACACACACACACACACACACACACACACACACUACAUUUGAAGCAGCUUUGAUUACAUGAGAGCACCUGGUUUGUGUUUGAUCUUAGAACGUGUCUGAUGUGGCAAAGCCUCCUCCGAUCUCCACAUCCAGUCUCUUCCUGCUUGCUAAACUCCCCGGCUUUGACUAAACUCAAUUCAGAUGGUCUUCACACUCUGCCCCCCCCCCCCCACACACACACACACACAGUCUCUGGUUAGAAAAACCCACACAUGCUCCUCUAAUCUGGAGAAGCAGGAUUUGCCCCCCCCCGAAAAACUUAAAUCUCAAGACGCUCUAUAGGGAUUUUAGCAUCACCAUUUCUGUUCUCUGUUGAGCCAUUCUUUAAAAUACCCCACUGGCUCUGUAUAGAGCCACACGUGUGAUUCUGACAUAAUGUGAGCUAUACUUCCUAAAUCUGAGCCUUCCUUAGGGGAUUACAUGCGUCUGGUAAGAUUUUUUUUCCCAACCUGAAGUAUCCAGGUGUAGGAAAAAUGCAUAGUGCACCGUGUUGAAGAGUCGUCCAUAAGAUAUUUUACUGGCUUCACAGAUACGUCACAGUUCUUUUAAGACACUCCUCAGAGAAUGAUCUGCGUAGUUAAUGUCUGAAUAAUAGAAGAACUGGGCUCCACAAAAACACCUAUAUGAAGGAUGAAGAAAUGGUUCUGGCAUAACUCCAUCCAAUAACUUCAUGUAGGCUUCCAAAUGUAACUUUCUGUCCAUCACUGGAACUGCUGGAGUCUAUGCACAGUUCAAAUCAUUUAAUAGAUCUUUGAUAAUAAGCAGAAGGUCCCCCCAAAUUAAAAUGAAACAUAUUUUCUCACUUACUCUGACUUUUUACAUUACUACAGCUUUGCAUUUGCAGAGCUUUGGCUUUAUUUGAUCAGGUUUUGAGAUAUCUGUCUCUGAGAUUUGCACCAAAUUUGAUCAAAUUUGUAUAAAAUUCAUCAGGUACAAAGACCCAAGCUGAUCAGAUCCAAGAGUUUGGACCCAUGACGACUUUCACUGAUGAUAAAAUCGUCAUGUUCCCUGUGGGUUAAUUGAACACAAACAAGUCAGCUUUUAUAAAGGUUUUAGAAGUUGUAACUAAUUGUUUUUAUAACUGAUUAAUAAUUAAUUUACUAAACCAUUAAUAAGAAUAGCUUUUGGUUUAUUAGACAGUUAAACUGAUCUAUAAAACAUGAAUACAUGUUUUAUAAGCAGUAAUAAAGCCAUUAGUUACAACUAAUAAAAUCUUUAUAAAGGGUGACUUAUCAUGGAGUUCAGUAACUGUCAUCCAUCAUCUUCUAGUCACCUUGGAAACCAUCUGAAGAGAGUUUCAAUUGUGUAAUCACACUGUACGGUCACUUUAUACAUCAUUUUGAAGGUUUUUGCACUUUGAAAAAAAACAAACUGCCUUAGCAUCUAAUUGCCUUUGUGGUGGUGACACAUCUAUCAGCCCUUCAUUCCCUGUUAGGUAAAGACAACAAGCAGGAAACUGUUGUAGUUUACAGAAAAUAUCCCAAGUAUGUUACAACGCAGAUCUGUUUUGAUAUGUUGAUCACAGACAUUACGUGGAAUUCCGAUAUCUUAACAUAGACUGUCUUAAAAUACUGUUCGGUUAAUCUUUGAUUGAAGCUGGCCAGACAAUGAUGUCAUUUAAAGUUAAUCCAACCUUUCUUGGCAACAUUUGUGGUCCAGAAAUCCUCAUGAUGAUUAAAAUGUAGAUGUUGUAUUUGGAGUAUGAAGCCACCUUCAAAUGGGUUAUGUUAAGAUAAACAUAUGCAGUAUUAUCCCAUUUAAAAAUACGUCAAAUAUCAAUUAUGUCUCUUGCGACCAUACCUGCUUAUUAAGAAUUUAAGAAAUGUUACAUUCCAUUUGUUAAAAAAUGAAGUCAGAUCUUAAUGCUACAAUCAUUCCACUGUAUUUAUGAACCUAUUUAUUUGAUGUGCUGAACAAUUAUCUGAAUUCCGUCCAUGAAAUAAUGAAAGCUGUGCCAGUGCUGACAGAGAGGACUGUGCUCUGUUACAAAGUGCUUUCUCCUUGAUUUUGCCUUACAAGGUGAUGGAAGUUUGACCUGCCUGACCUGCACUGAUGCAGCUGCUGUGGAGCCUCUGUAUAUGCCUUAGUAGAACAUAAGCACCCAGUCCAGUCACAGCUCUCUGUACUAAAAAAAUAUUAACGUAAAUGUUCUUUUUAUCGUGUCAAAUUGUGCUGAAUGUUGAAGCUGUUGCGGUUAUUGUGAAGAGAUUUUUUUUUUUUGCUUGCUUAUGCUAAUGAAGGAAUUCCAUGUAUGUUGCCAUGUGAAAAUUAGACAGCACACAUUUAUUCACGUGUCAAAAAUAAAAGUUCACUAACGUGUUCCUUUUUAUGUUUAACAAGAUUUUUCAUGUUGUAAUUAUGUAUUUAUUACUGCGAACUAUAUUCAAUGACAUACAAUAAGACAACAUCACUUUACCAGCUUGACCAACAUUUCUAGCUAACAUUAAUAUGUUUUUAUCUAUAUGCAGGCAGGCCGGGGUGGAAAGGUGAUUUUAAGUGUGUGGUACUCAACAUUAGACACUUUAUUAAGUCAUUCAUCUCUUCAAUUGAUCUUUCGAAAAAAAAUAAAGCGUGUUUCUGGGGUUUACGUCUCCAUUGGCAUCUACUACAGCACUUUCUUUAAGAACUUGAAGCCUUUGUGAUUUUAACUAAG
This is a messenger RNA of Scomber scombrus (Atlantic mackerel), 6005 nucleotides long. It is a transcript of the gene snx19b, whose product is annotated as sorting nexin 19b. NCBI's taxonomy places the organism in Eukaryota, Metazoa, Chordata, Actinopteri, Scombriformes, Scombridae. The transcript has 13 exons. Gene Ontology annotation, cellular component: early endosome membrane; intracellular membrane-bounded organelle. The record is from RefSeq and is a predicted model, not a curated record. Bases 62 to 2998 code for a protein of 978 amino acids. Gene Ontology annotation, molecular function: phosphatidylinositol binding.